AUGGACCAAGGGCGGGAGAGCAUGGAAUUUCAAGAUGCAAAGUCACAUACAUACUCGACCGCUUCCUCGUCCACCGAGAAUGACUCAGAAUUUGCUCCCAUCCGUAGCGACCCUGUCCCUCUGCAGGAGUCGGCGAGCCGGCCUCCCAUCGGCGAGAGAAAGUCCUCGCUCUCCAGACCACUCACAGAAGAUGACAUUGUGCGCUCUCUAACCCGCCGCCGUACUGCCGGGUCUGGUAUGAGCGAUGAUGGGGAGGAUCUAGCUCAAAUCGCGCGGCUGAUCUCUCGCAUGUUUGGUCAAGACCGGAAGGCUCAUUCAAAUGAAGAGAAAACCAGACACCUGGGAGUUGUAUGGAAAAGCUUGACGGUCAAGGGCGUUGGCCUCGGGUCCGCCAUUCAAAUGACGAAUUCUGAUCUUUUCCUGGGGAUCCCGCGGAUGAUCAAGAACUUUAUAUCCCGAGGCCGAAGCAAACCAGUCUUGCGAACCAUUCUGGAUGAUUUUACGAUGCUUCUUGUCCUUGGACGGCCUGGGUCUGGAUGUUCGACCUUCCUCAAGGUGAUUGGGAACCAGAGAUGGGGAUACAAGAGCGUGGAUGGGGAUAUAAAGUACGGGGGAACAGAUGCAGAGACUAUGGCCAAGAACUAUCGCUCUGAAGUCCUAUACAACCCCGAGGAUGAUCUACACUACGCAACAUUGACCGUGAAAGACACUCUGAUGUUCGCAUUGAAGACCCGAACCCCAGAUCAAGAAUCUCGACUUCCCGGCGAAUCUCGAAAAGCAUACCAGGAGACGUUCUUAUCGACCAUCGCCAAGCUAUUUUGGAUUGAACAUGCACUUGGUACGAGGGUGGGCAAUGAAUUGAUCCGGGGAAUCUCAGGAGGAGAGAAGAAGCGUGUGUCCAUUGGAGAAGCCCUGGUGACGAAAGCUAGUACGCAAUGUUGGGAUAACUCAACCAGGGGUUUGGAUGCAAGCACUGCGCUCGAAUACGUCCAGAGUCUCCGGAGUUUGACCGAUAUGGCGAAUGCGUCGACGCUGGUGGCACUCUAUCAAGCGUCCGAGAACCUUUACAAUCUUUUUGACAAGGUCAUCCUCAUCGAAGAUGGCAAAUGCGCGUACUUCGGGCCGACUCAAAAUGCAAAAGCAUACUUCGAGCGCUUGGGCUUUGAGUGUCCCCCUCGAUGGACGACUCCCGACUUUUUAACAUCCGUCAGUGAUCCAAACGCCCGACGUGUCCGAAAGGGCUGGGAAGACCGGAUUCCUCGUUCUGCAGAAGACUUUCAAAACGUCUACCGCAAAAGCGAGAUCCAAAAAGGUGUGAUGGCCGAUAUAGAAGAUUUUGAACGAGAGCUCGAAUCGCAGGAAGAGGAGCGCGAAGCGAUAAGAAAGAGUACACCGAAGAAGAACUAUACGGUGCCUUUCCAUCAGCAAGUCCUCAUUCUCACCGAACGACAGUUCAAGAUUAUGUACGGUGAUAGACAAACACUUAUCGGGAAAUGGUCACUCUUGGUCUUCCAGGCUCUCAUCAUCGGAAGUUUGUUCUACAAUCUGCCGGAGACAAGUUCCGGUGUGUUUACUCGAGGCGGAGUCAUGUUCUUCAUCCUCCUGUUCAACUCCCUCCUUGCCAUGGCGGAGCUUACGGCUUUCUUUGAUAGCCAACCAAUCAUCCUUAAGCAUAAGAGCUUUUCUUUCUAUCGUCCAUCGGCUUUCGCAUUGGCGCAAGUGUUUGUCGAUAUACCAGUGAUCUUCAUUCAAGUCACGCUGUUUGAAUUGGUUGUCUAUUUCAUGUCCAACCUUUCACGGACCCCGUCCCAAUUCUUUAUCAAUUUUCUGUUCAUCUUCACCCUUACACUGACAAUGUAUGCUUUUUUCCGAACUAUCGGUGCUCUUUGCGGCUCGCUUGAUGUUGCAACUCGCCUGACUGGAGUUGCAAUUCAAGCUCUCGUGGUCUAUACGGGCUAUCUUAUUCCCCCGUGGAAAAUGCGCCCAUGGCUCAAGUGGCUGAUCUGGAUUAACCCAGUUCAGUAUGCUUUCGAAGGCGUAAUGUCCAACGAGUUCUACAAUUUGGAUAUCCAAUGUGAACAGCAGAGCAUUGUUCCACAAGGCCCCAAUGCAGUACCUGGUCAUCAGACGUGCGCACUGCAAGGGAGUAAACCCGACCAACUGGUGGUUCAAGGAGCCAGCUACAUAAAGGCUGCUUAUACCUAUAGCCGCUCUCAUCUGUGGCGGAACUUUGGGAUUAUACUCGGAUGGCUGAUUUUCUUCAUCGCAAUGACCAUGAUAGGGAUGGAAAUACAGAAACCGAACAAAGGUGGAAGCUCUGUGACUAUCUUCAAGAGAGGACAGGCGCCGAAGGCUGUCGAAAAAGCGAUCGAGAAGCAGAAGACUCCGGAAGAUGAGGAGAUGGGAAAAAAGGAAAACAGUUCCAGCGCUGACUACGAAGGGAGUUCGAAUGAUUCCGAGGAUGUGCAAAUUGCGCGAAGCACGUCCGUCUUCACUUGGAAGGAUGUCAACUAUGUUAUCCCGUAUGGCGGUGGAAAGAAGCAACUUUUGAAGGAUGUCCAAGGCUAUGUCAAACCUGGUCGGCUCACUGCCCUGAUGGGUGCUUCUGGAGCUGGAAAAACCACACUUUUGAACGCCCUCGCGCAGAGAAUCGACUUCGGCGUCAUCACCGGUUCUUUUCUAGUGGACGGGAAGCCACUUCCCAAGAGCUUCCAGCGGGCAACAGGCUUCGCCGAGCAGAUGGACAUUCAUGAGCCUACUGCCACGGUGUUGGAGUCACUCCGGUUUUCGGCGCUUCUCCGCCAACCAAAGGAGGUUCCUAUCCAAGAGAAGUACGACUACUGCGAGAAGAUCAUUGACUUGCUGGAGAUGAGAUCCAUAGCAGGAGCUGUGAUAGGAUCUAGUGGAGGCGGACUGAAUCAAGAGCAGCGCAAACGACUCACCAUCGCGGUUGAACUUGCAAGCAAGCCACAGCUAUUGCUCUUCCUGGACGAGCCUACGUCUGGCCUUGACUCAUUGGCCGCUUUCAACAUUGUGCGGUUCCUUCGACGGCUGGCAGACGCCGGACAAGCAAUCUUGUGCACUAUCCAUCAGCCGUCGGCUGUGCUUUUCGAGCAGUUCGACGACCUGCUACUGCUGCAGAACGGCGGUCAAGUGGUCUACAAUGGGGAGCUGGGAUCUGAUUCUAGCAAGAUGAUCAGCUAUUUUGAGAAGAACGGCGGCAAGAAGUGUCCGCCUCGUGCGAAUCCUGCAGAGUACAUGCUCGAGGUCAUUGGCGCCGGAAACCCAGACUACAAAGGGCAGAACUGGGCCGACGUGUGGGCCAAUUCGGAAGAGUGUAAGCAGCUCUCACAGGAGAUUGACAACAUCAUCGAAACACGCCGCGACAAGGCCGACACGGGAAAAGAGGACGAUAAUCGUGAGUACGCGAUGCCCGUCAUGGUGCAGGUUUGGACCGUGUCGAAGCGUGCCUUUGUCGCCUACUGGAGGAACCCGCAAUACGCCCUGGGCAAGUUCAUGCUUCACAUCUUCACCGGUCUCUUCAACACCUUCACUUUCUGGCACCUGAAAAACAGUUACAUCGACAUGCAAUCGCGCCUCUUCUCCAUCUUCAUGACACUCACCAUUGCCCCACCGCUCAUCCAGCAGCUGCAGCCCCAAUUCCUUCAUUUUCGCAACCUCUACGAAUCCCGCGAGGCCAAAGCCAAGAUCUACUCGUGGGUCGCCUUCGUGACAAGCGCCAUCCUCCCGGAGCUGCCCUACGCCGUCGUCGCCGGGUCUCUCUACUUCAACUGCUGGUACUGGGGCCUCUGGUUCCCGCGUGACUCGUUCACCUCCGGCCUCACCUGGAUGUUCGUCAUGCUGUACGAGAUGUUCUACAUCGGGCUGGGCCAGUUCAUCUCGGCGUUCUCGCCGAACGAGCUGCUCGCCUCGCUGCUCGUCCCGACCUUCUUCACCUUCGUCAUCAGCUUCUGCGGUGUCGUCGUGCCCUACGCCGCGAUGGUGCAUUUCUGGCGCUCCUGGAUGUACUGGCUCACCCCGCUCAAGUACCUCGUCGAGGGCAUGCUGAGCAUCGUCAUCCAUGGCAUCCCUGUCUCCUGCGUCGAGCGCGAGGAGUCCUUCUUCAGUCCGCCGCCCGGGUCGAACUGCCAGGAGUAUGCCGCGGACUUUGCGCAGCAGGCGGGUGGCUAUGUCCGUGACGCGGGGAAUGGGCUCUGCGCAUACUGCCAGUAUUCGAGUGGGGAUGCGUUUGGCAAAUCGUUUAAUGUGUUCUACAAGAAUAAAUGGCGGGAUUAUCUGUCAGACAGCGUUGGUAUACGAGAUCAUAUGGCAAACGACGUCUCAGUCCCCACAGGCGAACAGCUAUUUCAGGAGUAA
This is a messenger RNA of Aspergillus terreus NIH2624, 4377 nucleotides long. Its product is annotated as putative ABC transporter. NCBI's taxonomy places the organism in Eukaryota, Fungi, Ascomycota, Eurotiomycetes, Eurotiales, Aspergillaceae. Gene Ontology annotation, molecular function: ABC-type transporter activity; ATP hydrolysis activity; ATP binding. Gene Ontology annotation, cellular component: membrane. The transcript has 15 exons. The record is from RefSeq and is a predicted model, not a curated record. Gene Ontology annotation, biological process: transmembrane transport. Bases 1 to 4377 code for a protein of 1458 amino acids.